UCACACUUGAUGGGUUAACAAAAAUAGAAAGAAAAUCAUUCAUCUUAUACAUAAAAUAUUUUAUCUCCGGCGGUGCCGCAUCACGGCCUUUUCCGCGCAAGCAUUGUCGCGCCGACAGUUAACAAAAUGAGUGAAGGAACCGCCACUAUUCGCACGAGGAAGUUUAUGACCAACCGCCUGCUAUGCAGGAAGCAGAUGGUUGUUGAUGUGCUCCACCCGGGCAAGCCGGGCCUGAGCAAAAACCAGAUUCGCGAGAAGCUGGCGAAGAUGUACAAAGUUACCCCGGACGUCUGCUUUGUCUUUGGCUACAAGAACCACUUCGGCGGCGGUCGCACUACCGGCUUCGCUCUCAUCUACGACACCCUGGACUUUGCCAAGAAGUUCGAGCCCAAGCACCGUCUCGUCCGACACGGCCUCCUCAGCAAACCUACCGGCGGCCGGAAACUGCGGAAGGAACGCAAGAACAGGAUGAAGAAGGUCCGCGGCACGGCCAAGGCGAAGGUCACAGCUGGAAAGAAGCGUUAAACAUCUAUCAGCACAGCUCAGCGGCGGCAUCGUAGUAAGACCGGGGGUGACGCUCUACCAUCGAGUCAUCCGCUUUAUACCGCUCCUCCACAAUGUCUGAUCGAUAAUAUACCUGUCGGACCGUCA
Molecule: messenger RNA, 651 nt
Organism: Amphibalanus amphitrite
Lineage: Eukaryota; Metazoa; Arthropoda; Thecostraca; Balanomorpha; Balanidae
Product: 40S ribosomal protein S24-like
Exons: 5
Coding region: 127-525 (132 amino acids)
Biological process (GO): translation
Cellular component (GO): ribosome
Molecular function (GO): structural constituent of ribosome
Source: RefSeq, a predicted model, not a curated record